This is a messenger RNA of Pimephales promelas (fathead minnow), 809 nucleotides long. RefSeq lists its product as uncharacterized. Gene Ontology annotation, cellular component: extracellular exosome. NCBI's taxonomy places the organism in Eukaryota, Metazoa, Chordata, Actinopteri, Cypriniformes, Leuciscidae. The record is from RefSeq and is a predicted model, not a curated record.
AGUUACAGAGGAACCAGGAAAUGGAAUAUGAGCAAAUGAUCAACACUAGCUAACUGUGCUCUGACCACGAACUCUGCCAUGGGGAGCAAUGUAACCAAAACAGUGGAAAAAUGGGGAAUAAAUCCAAAAAAACUGACACAAAAACGGACAAAAGGAGAAGGUCCACCUGUGGUUCCUCCCCAUCAGCAGGCCCGUGUUGAUGUUCCUGUGUAUGACUGUGUGUUAGAUGAACCACAGUAUGCCCAGGUGAAUAAGAAACGCAAGCAGAAUGACGAUGGUUUACACUACGCAGACGUUCGAGUCCUACAGUCUGAAAAUGCGACCAGCAGGGGAAAACUGAGACAACAGACUCCAAACAGCCACAACACAGAGUAUGCAACAAUAAACUUCACAACAACUACUGCAAAUACGCAGACCUCAGCUAAACCUGCAGAUAUAUUCAUCCCACCUGGAGAACUACAGACACCAUAUACAAGGUUUUCCCAUAAGAAACAUGUCCACUCAAAGCGUGGAAUUAUGCGGUGAACAAAAAGGCAAACAAACAACAAAAAAAAAAAAAUGAGCAAACAUUUCUUCUCUUUAAUUGUUGUACAUUUUAUACUGCUGUAUAUUGUGCCAUUGAGCAAGGCAUUUAUGUGUGCAAUUCAUAGUCUCUAACGUCAUGAUGGAUAAAAUCCUUUAAUUUCAGAAGCAAGUGGUUGUUUGCUUAAAAAUGUUUAGCCUAUUUUAUUAUUUCUACAAAUCAAUUUACAAAUCACAUUCCCAGCAAAUUUGUGUAUCUACACAGUUUCAUUAUUAGUGACUUCCUG